AUGCUAAAAAUCCUUACAUCAACCUUCAUACUCAUCCCCCUAACAUGAUAUUCCAAAAAACCCUGACUAUGACUUAAUACUACCAUACAUAGUUUUAUUAUUAGCAUUUGAAGCUUAACCCUACUAUACCACGACUCUGACCUAGGUUAUAAUUAUAAUAAUUAUUUCUCUUUAGACUCAUUAUCAGGACCACUACUUAUCCUAUCCUGCUGACUUCUUCCACUAAUAAUUAUUGCUAGCCAAAAUCAUCUAGCGCACGAACCUCUAGUACGAAAAAAAAUUUACUUAACUACACUUAUUAUUCUCCAACUCUCCCUAAUUAUAGCUUUCACCGCAUCUGAGCUAAUCAUAUUUUAUAUCCUAUUUGAAACCACCCUAAUCCCCACCCUUAUUAUUAUUACACGCUGGGGCAGCCAAAACGAACGACUUAAUGCUGGCCUAUAUUUCCUCUUCUAUACCUUAAUAGGCUCUCUCCCUCUCCUAGUAGCACUACUUUAUUUACACAAUAACUUAGGCUCUCUACAUAUGCUUACUAUAACAUUAGUAGCACCUACCUUAGACUCUUCUAUGUCAACUUCCCUACUCUGAUAUGCCUGCAUAAUAGCAUUUAUAGUUAAAAUACCACUUUACGGCCUCCAUCUUUGACUGCCUAAAGCACACGUUGAGGCUCCUAUCGCAGGCUCUAUAGUUCUAGCUGCCAUUCUACUAAAAUUAGGCGGCUAUGGCAUCAUACGAAUUACAGCAUUCACAGAACCAUUUACAUCAACUCUAUGCUACCCAUUCAUAAUCCUAUCCCUCUGAGGCAUAAUUAUAACAAGCUCUAUCUGCCUACGACAGACAGACCUUAAAUCUCUCAUUGCCUACUCUUCUAUCAGCCAUAUAGGCUUAGUAAUUAUUGCAGCCCUUAUACAAUCCCCAAUAGGCUUUAUAGGAGCUACCGUCCUAAUAGUAGCUCACGGACUCACCUCCUCAAUACUCUUCUGUCUAGCCAAUACAAAUUAUGAACGCACUCACAGCCGAACUCUUAUUCUUACUCGGGGCUUACAAAUAAUUCUCCCCUUAAUAUGCGCCUGAUGACUAUUAGCAAGUCUCGCCAACCUAGCUCAACCCCCUUCCAUUAAUCUUUUAGGAGAACUUUUAGUUAUUAUGACCUCAUUCUCUUGAUCUAAUUUCUCACUAAUCUUACUAGGCACCAAUACAGUAAUUACAGCCGUAUAUUCAUUAUAUAUACUAAUUACUUCACAACGAGGUAAAUUUACUGACCAUAUCUACCCUAUCAAACCAACACUUACUCGAGAACAUAUAUUAAUAACCCUACACCUUCUACCCUUACUUAUCAUUUCCACCUGUCCCAAAUUUAUUCUUGGCGUUACAUACU
This is a messenger RNA of Sarcophilus harrisii (Tasmanian devil), 1378 nucleotides long. The record is from the annotation of a RefSeq genome assembly. Lineage: Eukaryota; Metazoa; Chordata; Mammalia; Dasyuromorphia; Dasyuridae.